Messenger RNA from Oncorhynchus nerka (sockeye salmon), 815 nucleotides. Its product is annotated as rho guanine nucleotide exchange factor 39-like. NCBI's taxonomy places the organism in Eukaryota, Metazoa, Chordata, Actinopteri, Salmoniformes, Salmonidae. The coding region runs from base 144 to 815 and encodes 223 amino acids. The transcript has 6 exons. Gene Ontology annotation, cellular component: plasma membrane. Gene Ontology annotation, molecular function: guanyl-nucleotide exchange factor activity. Gene Ontology annotation, biological process: positive regulation of cell migration. The record is from RefSeq and is a predicted model, not a curated record.
CCCUGGGGGACCGGGAGCCAAUAGCGUCGCUCGACAACCCGGAAGAAACAGCAGCCCGAAAAGAGCGCCUGGAGUUCAAUUUUGAAAAGAUACGAAGACAUUGACAGUUCUGAUCUGAGGUCAGUGUCCGCCCCAGUAAGACCAUGAGUUUCUCCCCCACCCCCGUGGGCCCGCCCGGCAGCCGUAGUGUCCAGGAGCAGAGAGAGAAGUGGGAGAGGAAGAGAACCCGUACAGUCAGGGCUCUGGUCCAAACUGAACAGAAAUACUGUAAACAACUACAACUAGUCAACACGUACUUUGUGGAGAUUCUGAAGGCCAAAGGCACCCUGAGGCAGGACAUUAGAGAAAGCAUCUUUAGUUCCAUUCCAUCCGUCUAUUCAGUAAACCAGACGUUGUUGGUCCGUCUGGAGAACGGGGACUUCGGCCGUGGAUUUGAUGACUUCUGUCCUCACCUCCACCACUACGUUACCUACGUAGACAACAUCCAGAACGCCAACAGGGUCCUGGCGCUCCAGGUCAAGAAGAACAAAGCCUUUAGAAGGUUUAAGAAGCUCCAGGAGUCCAGACCAGAGUUCCUCAACUGUAAACUAGAGGACCUCCUCCCACUGCCCAUACAGCGCAUCCAACAGUAUGUUAUUCUGUUUCCAUACACCUUAGAUUGGGUGUAUAACAGCCAGACCAAGGCUGAGACCCCUGAAGACACCUUCAGACCAGACACCCUGAAGACACCUUCAGGCCAGACCAAGGCUGAGACCCUGAAGACACUUUCAGACCAGACCAAGGCUGAGACCCCUGAAGACACCUUCAGGCCCUGA